CAUAUUUUAGUCGUACGACACGUAGAACAAAAAAAAUGGAAAGCUGCAAUAAAUAAAUAAAAAACCGCGGCUGCUCAAUAUCAAAACCCGGGAGAUUAUUCAUUCUACGUUGGGUUGGUUUGCUGAAUUGAUUUUGUCCAGCUAUUAGGAGAGAUAUCGAAACUCCAAACGUAUAAUCCCAAAAAAUUCUGCUCUGAUUCGGUCCCAAAUUGUUUUUUUUUUUCUAUUCAAUUUGUCGAAAUUGAACCAAAUUUUUUUUUUAUUUUUUUCAGUUUCUGGGUUUCGAUUUUGUCUCUUGUGUCGGCUUUGGGGGUCCUGAUCGGGUUUCUAAGUCGAUCAAGUGUUAGGGCAAACUCUUUAGGUGUAUUUGCUUGGGGCUUUACUGUUUCCUGGAUUGGUAGCUAAGAGUUUUGUGUUGGUUUUUACUGCUGUUUUUUUUUUAGUAGUUUAAUUUGGGGAUUGCAAUGUUACAAAGGGGCUAGGGUUUUGGUUGGUGUGGAAGAGGAAUAUGGAGGAGUCUGAGCUUGAAGAAGGAGAGGCUUGCUCUUACAAUACUCUUAAUGAUUUUGGUGGAACCAUUGACCCUGACAACGAUCUCUCUUACAUUGAUGACAAGCUUCAAAACAUACUUGGACAUUUCAAGAAAGACUUCGAGGGCGAUUUUUCUGCUGAGAAUCUUGGGGCCAAAUUUGGUGGCUAUGGCUCUUUCUUGCCAACUUACCAACGUUCCCCUCUUUGGUCUCAUCCAAAGACACCGGCAAAGCCUCAGAGCUCUGCAGGGACUAGAUCUCCCAACAUCUUACUAAGCGAGUCCCAGAGUGGUAAUGCAGCUUCUUCUACUGUUCCUAAAAAGGAAAAACCUGGGCUUGUGUCCUCUAGAAUCCCCAAAAAGUCAAUGAAGUCCAAGAAACCCAACUCUAGUUCCAGACAGGAAACUGAAACCAAGAAACCUGGUGUCUUCAGUAAACAAAACUCUCUGAAGCUCCGGAUAAAGAUGGGAUCAGAUAAUUUAUCUACAGAUAAUAAUGCUGCCGCGAUAAAAAGUGGCCUCGGACUGGAUCUGUCGCCUUCUUUGUCAUCAGAUAAUAAUAAUAGUCUUUCAGGUAGUGAGGGGAUGAAUGGGGAACCUCAAGGUUGUUCUCCGUUGGAGUCUCCCACCUGUAUUCUUAAUGCGAUGACUUCCAUUCCCGUGGAUCAUUGUCAGUUGCUAUCUCCUCUCUCUGAUGAUCUGAUUCGAUUCAUCGAAAGGGAAACCCCACAAAACGGAUAUAAGUAUAUGGCGAAAGGUGUGGAAACUCAAAAAGCUGGGGAGAAACAAUCAGUAGAGAAGAAAAGAAAGAUGGUGGAGACAAAUGUCCGCAGUAAGAAGGGUGUGUUAGAUGGAACUGAUACCACCGUGAAGGAGCCGACGGAAACAAACACAUCAUAUCCGGAGAACAACGAAAGAGCCAGUAGUACAUUAUUUGAUGCGUCCAAGGAAAAGUACAAUGGCCGUGUCAAGGGGGAAAUGGUGGGUGACGUGGACAGAAGAACGUGGGAUCUAACUCGUCAUAAAGAUCCAAAGACUAGUUCAGCUGGAAGUGCUCGGGAAGAUAAAAAGACUAAUGAUGAUGCUUCAGGACACUCUAGGAAAGUUGGCAUACACAAAGGAAGUAAAGCUCCUGAUUUAGUCAAAAAGGAAACAAGUACGACAAAGGUGAAAAGUGGUCAUAAGAAGAGGUCUGAUCAUAUAGAACAGGAGCUGCAGUCGUCAUCGAAGUUUAAGGAACAUAGAAGUUCUAAGAUGAAUGGUGAAGCUGAGAAGAAGGAAGUGGCAGCCUUGAAACCAAAAAAUAGUGGCAAAAAAACUGAGGAAACUUACAAAGACUUCUUUGGAGAUAUGGAGGACUCUGAAGAAGAAGAAGAGGAACCAAAUUGUUCGUUGUCGGAGAAGGGACUUCCUGCCUUGGAAGACAUGCCUGAAAAGUCGAGCUUCACACGGGCAGAAUCUCAAAACGUUGGUCCUGGACCGGUAUUGAGCAAACUUGGUUCGAAUCCUGUGAUCAUACAAGACAAUUGGGUUGCUUGUGACAAGUGUGGAAAGUGGCGGCUUCUUCCUUACGGUGUCUUACCAAAAGACCUUCCUAAGAAAUGGAUGUGCACAAUGCUUAACUGGCUACCUGAUGCAAACUAUUGCCAUGUACCUGAAGAUGAAACAACGAAAGCUCUGUAUGCGUUGUAUCAGAUUCCUGCACCUGACAGCCAAGCUUCAGUGCAGAGUAACCCCAGUGGUCUUAAACCUCAGGGCGAUGACAACACGAAAAAGAAGAAAAAGGGUUUAAGAAAGAUGGAUAAUGGGAUGGAUAGAGAAGUUUCUCGAACUGCGGAAACUAGCAAGAAGACAGUCCUUACAUCAGCAAGAAAUGGAAACGUGCACAAUUCGCAAGGAAUUGGUGACCUGGCCGACGAUAAACAUAAACAGAAAGUGAAAGGAAACCUUUCUGAUGAGCCGAGGAGCUUGAAGGUGAAUAACAAAAGGAAGGCAGAUCAAGAGAGCUCAAUGCUGGCCGAGAAAAUGAAGAUUGAAAGUUUUCUGUUUCCUGAUGAAUCUGAACACUGCAAUGGUGUCCCUGCCGCGUCAGCAGAGAGAAACUCCAAGCCUCGAGUCACCACCUCUAAAGUGCCAAAAGAGGAAGGAGGAGGAGCUUCGGACACGGGAAAUAGCAACAGCACAGGGGGCAGUAAAAAGAGGAAACUGAAAGAAAGCCAUGGCUCUCGGUUGUAUGCUGACGAGGGAAACCAUGAGCGAAAGAAAGCUCGACUUCUUAAAGAAGAAAAGGAGCCAAGUUUCUCUCAUGGCAAUGUGAAGUCGGAAAAGAGAAACACAAGUCACUCGAGAAGAGAGCACGGACAUGUUGCGGCCACGUCUAGUUCUUCUAAGAUUUCAGAUUCUCAUAAACCGAGAAACAGCUCACACGAAGCUAAAUGUUCGCCUGUUGAGUCCGUGACGUCGUCACCUAUGAGGAUUUCCAGCUUGGGGAAAAGUGUAUCCGCGAGAAAGAAGAAAGUAGAAUCAUCUUAUGGUGAAGGUGAAGAUGAUGGUGGGAGUGAUAGAUCGCAAACGCGGACAAAGGACAAACAUGGAUCAAACGAAUCUUCUGUGCCUGAUGUUUGGGAUAAUAAAGGAUCUUUGAAAGCCAAAGAGCGUCCUGAACCUUCUCUGGAUGCCAAUUUUGAGAAUGGUGGCGAAGGAAAGCAGCCUAGCGAUCAUCAACGUCAUAGCAAUGAUUCUCUGGCGAAGAAGUCAGGGAAAGGUUUAUCUUCUCGGUGCAAAGACAAGAGCAUUAAUAUGUCUUCUGAUUCAGGGGACGGUCCGAGACUAAUCGAUAAGAAGAUACACCUUGAUAGUCCUGACGGUAGAGUAGAUACGGUCGCGAGACCAAACAUUCCAAAGCCUCAUGACGUUGAAAGAAUAUCAGAAAGGAGUAACAAAGCAGAUUUAGCUUCUCCAUCACGUCCACCAUCAUCCAGAGGUGUCCAAGGGGAUUCCUCUAUAAAGGCAACAACCCAAAUAAGAAGGAAGAACGAGCCUUCUCCAAGCCCCAUGCGAAAGGAAGUGACAGCUGUGCAAGCUGGCCAUAAUAUUUUAAAAGAAGCUAAAGACUUGAAACACACGGCUGAUCGCCUCAAGGACUCUUUGUCAAACCUUGAGUUCAUUGAGCUCUACUUCCAGGCUUGCAUCAAGUUUCUCCAUGGCGCUUUUGUCUUGGAAAUGAGCAGCAACGAGAGUGCUAGUAGACAAGGAGAGACAAUGGCCCAGUCUGUGCAUAUCUAUAUUAGCACAGCGAACCUAUGCGGAUUUUGUGCCCAAGAGUAUGAGAAGUCUAAAGAUAUGGGAGCUGCUGCGCUGGCUUACAAGUGCAUGGAAGCCGCGUAUAUGAGAGUGGUCAAUUCCUCUUACAUCAGUGUUAAUAGAUAUCGACAUGAAUUGCAGACUUCUUUGCAAAUGGUUCCUCCAGGUGAGUCUCCUUCGUCUUCUGCCUCGGAUGUUGAUAACGUGAACCAUCCAGCAGGAGGAGCAGAUAAAGCUGGAAACUCAAGGGGGAUCAGCUCUCCUUUAGUUGCUGGGAACCACGUCAUCUCUGCGCAAAACCGCUUUAAUAUAUUGCGUCUACUUCAAUUUGCUCAGAACGUGAACCUGGGAAUGGACGCCUCGAGGAAAUCACGCGUGGCAUUGGCAGCUUCUGUUGAAAACCUGGAGGAGGCCCAACAACAAGGAGAGGGGAUUAUAUCCAUUAAAAGCGCUCUAGAUUAUAACUUCCAAGACUUGGAGGGGUUGCUACUUUUAGUGAAGCUUGCAAUGAAGGCCAAUAACCGGUGAAAGACAAGCUAAAACCAAGACUUGCGACUCCACUGAUGGUGAAAAGAAUCAUCUGUUUGUUUGCCUUGCGAUUCCACGUGCGUUUUGAGCAUUUGUUUUGGAUCCCAUAAUCAUUUGUACAAAAAAAAAAAAUCCAAGAAGAGUUGUCUGAUAUGAGGAGGUUUCUGGUAAACGAAGGAAGGAACUUGACUCUUGACUCUUGACUCUUGACUCCUUCAGAUUCCAACUAAUUAUCCAAGAACCAUGUAUGGAGUACAUAUACAGAGAGCAGCCAAUAUGUAACUUCUGGUACUGGCAUCUCGAAUUCUCAAUCUCAAGACAGAGAAAGCCGUUCGCCCCAUUAUCAGAUUGUAAACUGUCCUCGUUCUAAAUAAGCCAUUUAGGGUAUUACAAAGAAAGGAAAGAAUAAGAUUACAAGAGUUUGGAAUAACAGUAGCUUCUCUGUAGUGGUGAUAGGCUCUUUAAGUAGUGUUGUCUUCUUCUUUUUUUUGGUGUAGCAGAUAAAGAAAGUAAAAGUUACACAAAUAGAGUUGCUUUGCCGAAGGAGUGUGAGGAUAACCGAUCGGACAUUCGGGUGCAGUUUUGAAACAGACUUUAGUUCCUCUUCUCUCUCUCUCUCUCUCUUUGUAGCUUUAACCAAUAUGUUCGUUUUUAUACGGAAAAUUCUCAACUCACUGAGUGGUCUAUGUAUGCCUUCUCUGGUUGGACUGGCCUUUGAUGUAUAAACUGUACAUUGUUCAUCAAAGAUGAUAUAAAUCUUAUCUUAUACAAUAAAGUAGACUUGAGUCCCUCCUCAGAGUGCCACCUCAUUUGGAAGGAUGGGGCAAAAUGUGCCACGUGUACAUGCAGCUUGCUCAAACAUACGAUGUAAGUUAUGUUUGCGUAUUGGACUGCUCAAACAUUGGGCUUCAUGAUUUAAGUUGGUCCAAGUACGGUCUCAUAUACAGUUUCAUCCUAUGCGUCGAGACAACGUAGCCGUCUUAUCGAUCGGACUUCCGCUGCAAAAACGGCUGCAUAACCCUUUCGUUCAAUUAGCGUAAUUAGCGCUUCCAUUUACUCCAUUAAACCAGAACCUCCACUAACUUGCAUUCAGUAACACCCUCGCCCUCCUCAAAGGUUACGGAUCUAUAUAAAUAAGAAUAUUUUAAAGCUCCUUGGCAAAGUAACGUUUCUGAAGUCUCAAGCUUUUCACCACCUCUGUAUUUCUCGGCAAAACCGGAACCGUCAUCUCUCGCCUCCCGCCGAAAGUUUACGCGGCGCUGCGAAGUGCGUUUAAGAAGGCGAAGAUGUCGCUGCAUAAGAAUACUUCGGCCGUCUCGAUCUUGGACAUGUGUUUUGAUCUCACCGGGUUUAAGACGGUGACGAUCCCGACGGUGUCGUUCUACUUCAGUGGUGGCGCCAUUCUGGAGCUCUCGAUCCCGACGGUGUCGUUCCAAAUUAUAAUCACUUAGGUCUUUAUCAAAGUCAAAACUCAAAGCAGAUGUACCGUAUAAUCACUCAGAUAACGAAGAGAUGAUGCACCCUGCAUUGGAGUUUUGGUUCUGCUUACUGUUCUAUCAUCAGGUAUAUGCGAUCUGAUUUAAUCUCAUUGGUCUUCUCUAUUUCCGAAAACCCAUACCUUUGCAAUCGAUAUGAUCUCCCUUGCUUUAUGUCGUUGUUUCUCAUCUUCAACUUAUCCAAAGAAGUCAGCUGAUGUGACAAAGUUGCAGAUUGGUAUCAAGGUAUGCUGAAAAGCUCUUUCACGUGGUUAAGUUUUGGAAAGAAUUGGUACUAACUUCCAUGGUGAACUUGAUCUCUCAAUCUGCAUGAUUGGAAGUGUCAUUAUUGCAAUUGUUCACUUUUACAGUUCAAGCCUCUGAAAUGUGAUUUUCAGACUCACAAAGAAGACAAAAUCAAGGUCCACUAUCAGGCCUAAGGCAAAGAGGGGCUUGACGUUAAAAGAAACUCAACAAAUGGAGUUCUUCUCUCAGGCUGUUGAUGAGACACUUCUGUUCAUUACAUUCUCACUUACAGCUUUAGGAAGCAAAGAAUGACGUCGAAAUGAAUGAUUUAUAGGAACAUCUGGCUGAAACAUGGAAGACAUUGACAGUAUAUCGAGGAUGAAAGCUUGCUUCAAUUUUUAGAAAGAACGCUGAGGUGGAAACAUCUAGCUCCCAUUGCACUAUCUACACUCACAGUGAUUCGACUAUUGACGCUUUCAACAGUUUCGUCUGCGAAACUGGAGCCGGAAACCAUAUUCUUGGAGCCCUAUUUGUUGAUCUUGAGCCAUUGUUAUUGAUGAAGCCUGUACCAAAACUUACUGGCAGCUUUUACAUCCUGAGUAGCUUAUCUCCGGGAACAACUUCGUCAAUGUUGGAAACGAGAUUGCGGACCUUUGACUUAACAGUGUGAGAGAACUUUCCGACAACUGUUCACGCUUGCAAGGGUUAUUGGUCUUUAAUGCUGUUGGUGGAGUAACUGGUUCAUGUUUGGGAUCUCUGUUGUUCGAACAUUUGUCUGUAAAUUAUCUAAAUAAAUCUAAACUUGGAUCCACCAUA
This is a messenger RNA of Brassica napus (rape), 6897 nucleotides long. RefSeq names its product cysteine-tryptophan domain-containing zinc finger protein 5. The coding region runs from base 509 to 4360 and encodes 1283 amino acids. The transcript is spliced from 18 exons. Gene Ontology annotation, molecular function: zinc ion binding. The record is from RefSeq and is a predicted model, not a curated record. Lineage: Eukaryota; Viridiplantae; Streptophyta; Magnoliopsida; Brassicales; Brassicaceae.